AUGUCAUUUCUGUCAAGUAUCGGUUCCAGAACAAGGGCUAUCAGAUCGGUGUAUCUCCAUUCUGGAAGACUAGGUCGAUACACCAGGGGAACGAAGGAGUUAUUGCUACCAGAGAAAUAUGAAGAUGAACGAAGUCUGUGCAGGAGUUCUAGUUACAUGUCGGAUGCUUCUCAGUUCGACACAGGGUCGUAUGGGACACUGUUUUCUCAGAUACAGGAAGUAUCGACGGAAUCCGAGGGGCCCCUGGAGUUUGUGGCCCGAGUGAUCCGAGUUCUCUGGAGUUCACUUGUAGCCACAGUGAUCCUGGUGCUGCUGCUGGUCUUCACAGUGACCAUGAUAGGGGUCGGAAGUGCCUACAGAAAGGACUGCCCGAAGGAGCCGAAACUUCCCAUUUACCUGCUGGUUGGAGGCUGUUUUGGUAUUGUUAAGAUUCUCAUGAUGAUCUGGAAUAAAAACCGUAAGAAAAACUACGAGAGAUUCGGUGUGGAGCCCGAGGAUGACAUGGAUGAUGAUGCUGUUAUGUUACGGUCCACUAAAUUCACCGGUUUUAUCCUAAAUAUGUUUCUUCUUACGUGGUUCAUUAUUGGGAACGUCUGGUUUUAUCAGAUAUGGACGCCAAAUUAUGACCAGCCGCUUCACGAACCCAGAAAUUGGUGCCACGAGAUGUUAUAUACGUACACCUUCUAUCAGAUACUCAUAUGCUAUUCCCUGAUUGGCUGUUAUGUGUUCUUCAUUGUCGCGUGCCUGGCGUAUUACUGGUGUUGGUGCCCAAGGCGACAGCUAGACAAAUCUUGA
Ylistrum balloti is the source of this 795-nucleotide messenger RNA. RefSeq names its product transmembrane protein 272-like. The record is from RefSeq and is a predicted model, not a curated record. Lineage: Eukaryota; Metazoa; Mollusca; Bivalvia; Pectinida; Pectinidae. Bases 1 to 795 code for a protein of 264 amino acids. The transcript has 4 exons.